This is a messenger RNA of Mesorhabditis spiculigera, 1131 nucleotides long. The record is from the annotation of a GenBank genome assembly. NCBI's taxonomy places the organism in Eukaryota, Metazoa, Nematoda, Chromadorea, Rhabditida, Rhabditidae.
AUGAGUUCGGGGGAAAUCUACUGGCAGAACGAGAUGCUGCCCCAGCAGCCAAAUCAGCAGACACAUGGUGAUGUCUCCCGUCAGACGCUACUCUCCACCCUGGAUACCGUAGUCGACAGCCUCAUCCACAGCCGUCAGGCCCUUCGACUUCCCCCGCAUGCCCAUCGCACCAGUCGUGUACAGAAAGCCGAUUCGCGGCGUAGCACGUCGGAGCACCAGCGUCUGCUGCUCACCCACGCCGAUCAGCAGCGUCUCCUCGAGAUGAUCAAGAAUGCGAUCACGCCGUACUACCAGCGCCCGGCGGCUGCAGCUGCCGCGACGUCGACCGUCCCUCCCGCGAUGGCCCCAUCCCUUUCCGGUGGUCCGUCCCGAUUUGAGCGUGGACCGCAUGCUGAUGAGUGUCGCGCCAAGCAGAUUCCCGUCCAGCCGGACCCGUCGUGCUUCUGCGGUGGGCCGAAUCGUCCAUCGCCCGGUGCCGAUAUGCCAAAUUGGGAGACGGAGAAGGGCAGGGCCAAGGCCCGUGAUGCUCGAGUCCCUCGUCAGUACGAUCGCCAUGGGGCUGUCACCGCGUGGAACCGCUACUACGAGCGCCCCCGCCCCGGUGGCUACGCGCGCGAUGGUGGAGGCGCGAUGGCGGCCGUGCAGCUGCCUCCUCAGCAGCCGCCCGUCAACCCAAGCGACAAUCUCUUCUACGGGGCUGUCGAGGUGGAGGCGAACGUGGCGAUCGCCGUGAAGAACCUGCUGAAGGCGCGCACCUGCAUGCGGAACGUUCACUUUGCCGUCGGCUCGCUGUUCCCCGCCUCGGCCACGUAUACGGACGACAUUGGGAAGAUGCAGCAGCAGCUGAAGGCGUUCAACACCCAGUUCCGCUACCUUAACACCAAGGUCAACGAGGUCGGCGAAGCUCUCGGCUGGCCCUCGUCAAGCUGCCGCCCGUGCCGCUGGUGGUCCGCCGUCGGCCUUCGAAAAGCCGCCGAACCAGAUGCACAACCGCCAGCCGUCGUGCGAACCUACCCGUUGACGUCCCGCUACUUGAAUCCGCUCGCCAUCACCCAAUCAAUGGAUCUCUUCCCGCCCCUUCUUGAUCAUCUCCUCCUCCGAGUUGCACCGAACCCCGAAAAAUGGCCCUCU